Prosopis cineraria is the source of this 2894-nucleotide messenger RNA. Its product is annotated as protein JOKA2. The record is from RefSeq and is a predicted model, not a curated record. Gene Ontology annotation, molecular function: protein binding; zinc ion binding. The transcript is spliced from 6 exons. The coding region runs from base 199 to 2598 and encodes 799 amino acids. NCBI's taxonomy places the organism in Eukaryota, Viridiplantae, Streptophyta, Magnoliopsida, Fabales, Fabaceae.
UACCCCUCUGUAUCGGAGUGAACGCGGAAACCUGAGCGUCGAUAGCGGCUUACCAGGGACGCUUCGAAGGUUUUAGUCCCUGCCUUCCUUGUUUCCAAUCUGAAGCUCUUCUCUGCCUAGGGUUAGGGUUUUGAGUCUUUGCCUCGCGCCUCACUACUACGCGUUCUUUGGUCGGUGCUCGGCUGGUGCUCUUAAGCCAUGGAGUCUACUCUAGUGAUCAAGGUCAAAUAUGGAGAUAGCCUCAGGCGUUUCAAUGCUCGUGUGGAUGAGAACAAUCAACUGGAUCUGGACAUGGCUAGAUUGAGGUCCAAGGCUUGUUCCCUUUUCAAUAUCCCCCCUGAAGCCAAUUUCGUGCUGAGAUAUGUUGACGAAGAUGGGGAUUUGGUGACGCUUGUGGAUGAUGAUGAUCUGCUUGAUGUGAUGAGGCAGAACCUAAAAUUCUUGAAAAUUAAUUUACAAAUGAGCAAUGAUAAUGCUAGUAAAUCAAAUUCAAUGGCUAGUGGAAGUUCUACUCCCUUAAGGUCCCCUCGCAUCUUGAAUCCAUUUAUGGGGAGUGGAAGUGCUGCCGUUUCUGAUGAUUUUAAAUCUGUUCCAGAGCCAGUACUUGAGUUCCUUUCUAAUUUAUCUCUAAACUUGGCUUCCAAAGCUGCAUCAUCUAGUCCAGUGAUUGGUACUCUUGUGGAUUCCAUAUCCAAAUUGGGUCAAUCCAAGAGAAAUCCAAACUCCCAGCCUGUGGGUGCAGCUGGUAUUCACUCUAAAAGUGAUGCUAGUAAAGAAUCUGACCCCCAUGCUCUAAGUUGUCCAGAGUCUCCAUUUGUGGACUCACCUUCUGAAGCCAAUCAACAGUUAAAUGAAAGUGUUACGAGAGGUGUAACAGCACCAGUUGCUUCUGUUGAUCUCAAUGUUGUCCCCUCUGAUUCGAAUCCAUCUCAAUCCACAAGUGCAGAUGCUGUACAAGUUUUCUCAGCAGCACCCGAAGGUGAUGGUAAAAAGGGUAAGAAAGCUACAGAUGAUGACAUGAAGUGUAAGGGUGGUAGUCCUGGGGCAUCCACUAGUCAGGCAGCUGCUGGCAACAUCUCAACCCAGUCUACACCAAUUGGUUUCAGUCCUUUUGUUGGAUGUCCCUUUUCUGGAUUGAAUGUUGUUGAUUCAACAGCACCCUCUUUUGAAAACCAUCGGGUCCAUCCAUUUAAAAGGAGCCAUAGUCACACUGAGGCCAUGGGUGGCAUGUUCCAUAAGGGUAUCCUCUGUGAUGGAUGUGGUGUUUAUCCUAUAACAGGACCUCGUUACAAAUCCAAAGAGAAAGAAAAUUAUGACCUUUGCAGCAUCUGCUUCACUGAAAUUGGUAAUGGAACAGAUUAUGUCAGAAUUGAUCGUCCUGUACCCUGCCGUCGCCCAGGACCCAUUAAGAUUUUGCAUGAUUAUCGACGUGUAAAAAUUUUUAUGAACUCUUUUACUAUGUUGUCAUCCUGCUUUAGUUUUAUGUAUCUGCUGAUUUUGUUCCCUUUUUCCUGCCAGCCAAUGGCACAUGUUCUUAGAAACAAAGCUCUUGUGAACCAGUGGAUGUCCAAGACCAGGAUAGACAGCCGGUUCAUUUUGGAUGUUACUGUAAUAGAUGGUACAAUAAUGGCGCCAUCUACCACAUUUACAAAGAUUUGGCGGAUGCGCAACAAUGGCACUGUGCCCUGGCCCAAAGGAUGUCAACUUGUUUGGAUUGGAGGGGACAAAUUCAGCGACUUCCAUUCAGUUAACUUGGAGAUUCCUGUGGAAGGCAUACCUGUGGACAAAGAACUUGACGUUGCUGUUGACUUUAGGGCACCAAAGUCUCCAGGUCAAUACAUUUCAUACUGGAGAAUGGCAUUCCCUGCUGGUCAAAAGUUUGGACAACGUGUUUGGGUGCUUAUUCAGGUGGAUGCUUCACUCAAGGAUUCAUUUUAUGAUGACUCUCAAGGCCUGAACUUGAAUAUACCCCUUGAAGAAAGUGGUUCUAAAGGGCCGGAGAAUAUAGAUAUCAAUGUUCGUCCUGAAGUGAAUGACGCCUUUCUUCAAUCCCAAUCCUUCAAUCCUAGCGCUUCCACAAAAUUUGAGAAGCGACAGGUUGAUGAGCAACCCAGGCAAGAGCUGGGAGAAAAUCUCUUUAUGGAUGAAACUACAACUGUGGGUCAUGGUGGCUUGCCCCCUGCAACUUCUGCGGCACCUCCCACUGUUUCUUACCCUAUCAUUGAUUUCUCAGAAACAGCUCCUGCUGUUGCCUCUAAUUCGCAAAGCCCUGAUGUUGUUCCACCGUCAUCGUCCUCUGAAAUAAUAGAUGGAGAUAAUUCCUUAGAGGAGACUCUUCUUAAGGAACUUGAGGAGAUGGGUUUCAGGCAGGUUGAUUUGAACAAGGAGAUCUUGAGGAUGAACGAGUACGAUCUGGAGCAGUCAGUGGAUGAUCUCUGCGGUGUUUCUGACUGGGACCCUCUUCUUGAUGAGUUACAGGAGAUGGGCUUCCGCGAUAAUGAAAUGAACAGGAGGCUGCUGAAGAAGAACAAUGGAAGCAUCAAACGUGUUGUUUUGGAUUUAGUUAAUGGGGAGGACGCUCAGAUGAAGCGUCUUUAAUAUUUCAAUGAUAGUGAACCCAAUGGUGUGUGGCAUCCCGUGAUUAAGUACCGAACUACUGAUGCUGAACGAGUAGGCCUAUCCUUUUUUUUUUUUUGGUCAAUAAAUGUAUAUGGUGUCCGACAUGGCCUGCAUAAAGCAUGUGUAUGUAGAGCUUUUUUUAUGCAUAUAUGUAUGUAGAAGUUAUUACGACUUCGCUGAUCUAGAGUCUGCUGGGCCAUUAUUUUGACUCUUUAUUUGCGACUUCGGGUUGUACGUGCUUUCUUCAUCGGGCCUGUCUGAGCCUUGUAUUGUAA